This is a messenger RNA of Exophiala spinifera, 1218 nucleotides long. RefSeq lists its product as uncharacterized. The record is from RefSeq and is a predicted model, not a curated record. Lineage: Eukaryota; Fungi; Ascomycota; Eurotiomycetes; Chaetothyriales; Herpotrichiellaceae. Gene Ontology annotation, cellular component: cytoplasm. Gene Ontology annotation, biological process: maturation of SSU-rRNA. The transcript has a single exon. The coding region runs from base 1 to 1218 and encodes 405 amino acids.
AUGGCUCCAAUCGAUAGUGAUUCUUCCGAUGACGAUGGCGACUACUCGAAAACGAACGUUCUCCUCGGCUAUGCCAGCACAGAUCCCACCGACGAUGAUAUCAGCCAUAUUGGUGGCUAUCCUACUUGGCUGGAUGCCCAACAUCCUCCUCCAGCGACACUUGCGAAAUGCAAGGUCUGCAAUGGCUAUCUGUCACUCCUGUUACAACUGAACGCAGAUCUUCAGCAAUAUUUCCCCCGCGACGAGCGCCGCUUACACAUAUUCUGCUGCAGAAAGCGGACAUGCUCGAAGAAGAUAGGUAGCGUGAGAGCUUUUCGAGAAGUCAAGAAGGGCGAGGUGAAGGAGAACAACCAGAAGCAAGCGCCUCUACCACAGCCUCAACCGUCGCAGCCAGCUCUUGGAAAUGCUCUGUUUGGUGGUUCGGCAGCAUCCCCAUCAAAGACAGCCACCAACCCGUUCUCAAUGUCCGGGCCUUCGCAGCCUCCAGCAAAUCCUUUCUCGUCUAUAGGCUCUCCUUCAACACUUGCCGCGAAACCUCCGCAACCUCCUGUCAACAGUCCACAGCCUCCUAUCGAGACAUUCGCAGACAAACUCAAGAUCUCGGGGGAUUCAAACCCUCCGCAGACUAACAAAGAUAAAGACCCUGUUGAGCCGUGGCCUGAGCAUGCCGAACUCCCGUCUCCUUUUCCCUCGUUUUAUCUAGAUGCAUGGCCCGAAGAACUGGAAAAAGAGCAAGAGGUGGUCCCGGCCGCGGAGGCCUCAAAGGCGCAAUACGACCUGGAUGACAGCGCGAAUGGUGGAGCUUCUGAAAAGGACGCGUUUGAAUCUAGCAUGGAUAAAACGUUCCAAAAGUUCUCGGAUCGAAUAUCUCAAAACCCACAACAAGUCCUUCGAUAUGAGUACAAAGGGGAUCCUCUACUUUAUUCCGGCGCAGAUAACGUCUCUUCGAGGUUUGUGGUACCACAUGGCAAGUCUGGCGCAGUCAGAGGAAUGCCCAGGUGCGAGAGUUGCGGUGCACAAAGAGUGUUCGAGUUACAGCUUGUGCCUGGGUUAAUAUACGAGCUUGAAAAGGAUGAAGUUAUGGAUUUAGACGACGGAAUGGAAUGGGGGACUGUGAUUGUCGGGACCUGUGUAAACAACUGCGGCGUGCCCGGAGAGAUAACUUUCCGUGAGGAAUGGGUCGGUGUUCAGUGGGAGGAGAGGGUUGUUAAGAAGUGA